AUGGUAGAGAAAGAGAAUAUUCUAAUGCAGAGAUAUGAGAUGGGAAAGUUACUUGGAAAAGGGAGUUUUGCCAAAGUUUACCAUGCUCGCAAUGUUAAGACUUCAGAAAGUGUUGCUAUCAAGGUGAUUGACAAAGAUAAGAUCUUGAAGUGUGGCCUUAUGGAUCAAAUAAUUCGAGAGAUUUCAGUGAUGAAAUUGGUAAAACAUCCAAACAUUGUCCAAUUGUAUGAGGUGAUGGCUACCAAAACAAAGAUAUAUUUUGUGAUAGAGUAUGUCAAGGGAGGAGAGUUGUUCAACAAGAUUCAAUGCGGAAGGUUAAAAGAAGAUGUUGCUCGUACAUAUUUCCAACAAUUGAUUAGUGCUAUUGACUUUUGCCACAAUAGACAAGUUUAUCAUCGUGAUCUAAAACCCGAAAAUCUUCUUCUUGACGGAAGUCGCAACUUAAAGAUCUCAGACUUUGGUUUGAGUGCACUUCCGGACUGCAAGAGAAAAGAUGGGUUACUCCACACCAUAUGUGGGACUCCUGCAUAUGUUGCUCCAGAAAUAAUUAAUAGAAAAGGGUAUGAUGGUGCAAAAGCUGACAUAUGGGCUUGUGGAGUGAUCCUCUAUGUGUUGUUGGCAGGCUAUCUUCCUUUCCAAGACAAGAACUUGAUCGACAUGUAUAAGAAAAUUUGCAAAGCAGAACUCAGAUGGCCAAGUUGGUUUUCUUCAGAUGUCCGAAAGCUUUUGCGGCGUAUCCUUCAUCCAAACCCUAAUAGACGAAUCUCUAUUGAAGAAAUAAUGAAACAUCCUUGGUUUAGAAUUGGUCUUGAUGCAAGAUUGUUUGAUUCUACUAUGAAUACAACAAGAGAUGAUAUGCCUAUUGACGUGGAUUUGACUUUGGAUUCCUUAAAUAGCAAUAUAGUUGAGUGUAAUUCAGCUGCAGAGAAACUUACUAAUUUGAAUGCUUUUGAUAUCAUCUCUCUUUCCAAUGGGUUUGAUCUCUCAGGUAUUUUUGAGAAUAACUCAAACAAGGAGGAGUCUAAAUUUACAUCUACCAACACAUCUUCUACAAUUGUCACAAAGCUCAUGGAAGUUGCAAAGAGUUUAGGACUGGAGGUUAUAAAGAAAAAUGGUGGAUUAUUGAAGAUGGAAGUUUCCAAAUCCAGAAUAAAAGGUGUGAUGUCCAUAAAUGUUGAGAUAUUUCAAAUCACACCAAAUUUUCAUGUAGUGGAGAUUAAGAAAACCAACGGUGGUAGCCUUGAGUUUCAAAAUUUUAUGAACCAAGAUAUGAGACCAGCACUGAAAGACAUUGUGUGGGCUUGGCUAGGUGAAUAA
Miscanthus lutarioriparius is the source of this 1317-nucleotide messenger RNA. The record is from the annotation of a GenBank genome assembly. Lineage: Eukaryota; Viridiplantae; Streptophyta; Magnoliopsida; Poales; Poaceae.